Messenger RNA from Hemiscyllium ocellatum (epaulette shark), 3753 nucleotides. It is a transcript of the gene crispld2, whose product is annotated as cysteine-rich secretory protein LCCL domain containing 2. The record is from RefSeq and is a predicted model, not a curated record. Bases 292 to 1773 code for a protein of 493 amino acids. The transcript is spliced from 15 exons. NCBI's taxonomy places the organism in Eukaryota, Metazoa, Chordata, Chondrichthyes, Orectolobiformes, Hemiscylliidae. Gene Ontology annotation, cellular component: extracellular region.
UUUCUGGAGAGACGGAGAGAGGCGCUGUCGACCUGAGCUUCAGUGUCCGGCUGGGAGACAGGCAUCCACAGUAAGGAGCAGACCCCUGCAAACUGACCCAGAACAGCCCAGCUCCGCUUCAAAGGAACACACAGCAGCGAAUUUGAGGCGGCGCAAGAAAGUAAAGGGUUUUUUUUUACCCCUCUUCUUCCUUUCCCCCUGCCUCUGGUCCUCACUUGGACUUGUUGCAAGACCGAGCCCAUUAGGUGUUUGGCUUUAGUCCGUUGUUUGAGACCGAUCAUUCCUCAAGACAUGAGUCCUUGCCACUCCUGGAUCCUAGUUGCUACAUUAAUAGCCUUGGUGCAAGACUCGAGCUGCCGGAGUGUGCUCAAUGCCACGCAUUUCGCACAUUUGCUCAAACGUUUCCACUCCAGGGCCAAGAGAUCCAUCUCCCAAAUUGACAAAGAUGAGAUUUUGCAACUUCACAACCACCUGAGGGGAGAGGUCUAUCCAUCAUCCUCCAACAUGGAAUACAUGGAAUGGGAUUAUGAAUUGGAACGGUCUGCUGAGAGCUGGGCUCAGCAAUGCGUUUGGGACCAUGGUCCUUCCCAUCUGAUCAAGUCAAUAGGUCAGAACCUCGCAGUACACUGGGGAAGAUAUCGGUCUCCAGCUUCCCAUGUGCAGGCAUGGUAUGACGAAGCCAAAGAUUACACAUACCCAUAUGCACAUGAAUGCAAUCCUUGGUGCCCUGACAGAUGUUCUGGUUCAAUGUGCACCCACUACACACAAUUGGUGUGGGCAACAACGAAUAGAGUUGGCUGUGCCGUCAAUGUCUGUGGCAGAAUGAACGUAUGGGGAGAAAUUUGGGAGAAUGCUGUCUACUUAGUCUGCAAUUAUUCACCAAAGGGAAAUUGGAUUGGAGAAGCUCCCUAUAGACAUGGUCGGCCAUGCUCAGAGUGUCCACCCAGCUAUGGCGGCGGCUGUAAAAACAAUCUCUGCUACAAAGACAAUGCAGUGAGAAGACCGCAGCACGAACAAACCAAUGAAGUGGAACCUCCCCAGAUCAAUACAGAUGCAUUAAACCCAUGGACAGUGCCAUAUUCCCAACCACAACCACAGCCAAAGGAGGAACCCAACAACAUGGAGUACAUGACUCAAGUCAUCGAGUGCGAAACUAAAAUGAGAGAUAGAUGCAAAGGAACAACAUGUAACAGGUAUAUGUGCCCAAGAUAUUGUGAAUCAUCAAAGGCGAAAGUGAUUGGAACCCUCUAUUAUGAAACGCAAUCCAGUAUUUGUCGGGCUGCAAUUCACCAAGGGAUUAUCAGUAAUGAAGCAGGCGGGCUUGUGGAUAUCACCCGAAGAGGAAAAAUCCCAUUUUUUGUCAAAUCUUCUCGAAAUGGUAUUCAGUCUCUAAGCAAAUUCAAGUCAGCAAAUGGAUUUAGUGUAUCCAAAGUGACUACUCAGACAGUUGACUGUUACACUACAGUGGCUGAACUGUGUCCAUUCAGAAAACCAGCUACACAUUGUCCCAGGAUUAACUGCCCACCAAACUGUCUGGAGGAGUUUCCCUUCUGGGCACGUGUCAUCGGUAACAAGAUUUAUUCUGACAGAUCCAGUAUCUGUCGAACAGCGGUACAUGCUGGUGUGAUUAAGAACCACAUUGGGGGACUUGUGGACGUGAAACCAGUGGAAAAGAAGAACCGAUACACAGCAGCUUCCAAAAAUGGAAUUCAGUCGGAGAGUAUAAAAAAUCCUCCUGAUGGGAAAGCUUUCAGAAUAUUCGCUGUGGCAUGAGUUAAAAAUCAACUGUGAGAGAACUCUUCUGAGUUUGCUUAACUGAUUUCCAAGGACAGAAAGCAUGAGCAAAAGGAACAUGAACAAACUUUGUGCACACUUGACAAUAAUCAUCAUCUUCAUCAUAUGAAGAAGUAAACAACAUUCUCAGAUUACAUAUGUUGCAUCUCAUCUGCUGCAAAAAAUGGACUCUGGUUUGAACAUUCCUAUCAUUUUUUUUGUACAUAAUAAAUUUAAUAUUUUGUUUAAAGGCAGAAAUAUAGUUAUUUACAGCAGUGCUGGUAAGUCUAUAACUUAAGUUGCUCAUUAUUAAUAGAGUUAGUAUUUACUCUUAGUUUGAUAUAUAUUUCGGUGCAAUCUAUUGGAAUUAGGAUUUUGUGUGUCUCUUUUAUAUUUGUUUGCUUCACUGCGAUUGGCUAUGUACCAUGUGUGUUCAUUUUGUGAAACAAAUUCCAGAGAACAGUUAAAGGGAAGGCCUUCAGGACUUCAAAAACGUUUGAAACCAUGAUAGCUUUUCCUUUAGUUGCAAAUACACAGGGUAUGAAGCCUGGUAAAUAUUGGUGCACAUUCAGGCUAAUGUACCAACAUGUUAAUAAUGCUAAUUCCACUUGCACACCUCGUCAAUGGUGACUUUUCUUUAAAGAUAUUUGGAGAUUGAGUUACACCUCCAAAGUUAUUAGCAUGACAUUUGCCUUGAACAAUCUUAGUGACAAAUAACCAGUUGUGCUAAAGGUUAUUGUAACAUGUAACUGUAAGAUUCUAAUGUAUGUAAACUCUAUUCUCAGUCUAUCAACUCAGAGAAAUUGUAUCUUUGCAAUCUUACUGACAUCGGAAUGUGCCCCGAACUAUCAGAUAUCUACAGGCUCAUUUUUGAACUUGCCGACUAUUAUUAAUAGCAAGGCCAUGGCACAUGAUUUAAGAUAAAGGAAGAAAUUUGUAAAUUAUACAAAUUACAGUGAACAAGGAAUGAGUUAUACAGAUAUAUGAAUGGUGCCUCAUAACACUGGAGCUUGUGAGUGUCCUGUGGCUGUGCCACUUAUGUAGAUACUGGCUCAGGCUAAAUGAGGACCACACACAGAUCUGAACUUCAACCUUGUUCAUCUAAUUUGCCACAUGUAAACUUGAUUCAAAGGUAAACUAAAUCUAUGCAAAGUCUUACAAAAGCAAAAUACUGCGGAUGCUGGAAAUCUGAAAUAGAAUCAGAAAAUGCCAGGAAUACUCAGUAGACCUGGCUGGAUCUGUGAAGAGAACAAAGGGUUAAUAGUUUAGGCCUGUGCUCUUUCGUCAGAACUAUUUGUGCAAAAAUAUUCUUUUCACAACUUUAAUUCCUAUUCUAUUUAAUUACUUGGUGCUUGUCAAAACAUUUUUACAUAUACUUAAAGCACGAUUUGCUCAGUCAUAGAGACCCUGCCAGACCAUUUUCCAUUAAAGAAUUAUGUAUAAUUGAUGCCAUUAUGGACUUAACAGUUCAUCUAUUUAACUGAAGCUGUUGUUAUGGUUGGAAGGCUGAGAGUGAGGGGGAGAUAGCAGGGAUGUUAUUUCAAAACCAAGUUCUCAGUAACGAGUAAUUUUUAAGAAAAUAAACAAUGACAAUGCGAUGACAAACAGAUGCAAUAUUAAAUGAAUAUUGGAUUAAUGUAUUGGAUUCACCACUGUAGCUUUAUUUUCUUUUAUUUCUUCAGUAUAAAAAUGUAAUUUUUUUUCUCUCUGUUGCAAACCAUCUGUAAGAUGUUUCUGGAAUUAAUUUGUGCAUGUGCAAGUUCUGAUGCUACUAUUAAAUAUAAUUUAUUGUGCUGUGUUCUGACAACAGGGAUCAGGAUAGCUGCUCAACCACUUGAUUUUUGUUAUGGCAUUACAUUGUAUAUUUUUAAUAAAUACAUAUAAAACUAUAUAGACUUACGACCUGCAACAGCUAUUUUUAAUACAUUAUAAAAUAGAGUGCAUUAUUUCACAAUAAAAUGUCAUUUUUCUGUAAACCGA